This is a messenger RNA of Adelges cooleyi (spruce gall adelgid), 1769 nucleotides long. It is a transcript of the gene dare, whose product is annotated as NADPH:adrenodoxin oxidoreductase, mitochondrial. The coding region runs from base 167 to 1525 and encodes 452 amino acids. The record is from RefSeq and is a predicted model, not a curated record. Gene Ontology annotation, cellular component: mitochondrion. The transcript has 9 exons. Gene Ontology annotation, biological process: ubiquinone biosynthetic process. NCBI's taxonomy places the organism in Eukaryota, Metazoa, Arthropoda, Insecta, Hemiptera, Adelgidae.
CAAUGUAUAAAUACAAAAUAGUAAUAAUACAAAUACAUAUUCAAAUAUUUUUAUAGUUUAAAAUGAUCGUUAUUAAGUUUUCAUUGGUUAUAAGCUGUUAUAUUUCGUUAGGAUACAAUUCAGAGCAUUAAAAGGAAUAAGGUUUUUUUUUUUUUUUAUUACAAUUAUGAAAUGGACAAAUUUAGGUCAUACAAUAAGAAGAUAUUCAAAGAAUGCCAACAGCUUUCAUGUUGGCAUUGUGGGAGCGGGCCCGGCCGGCUUCUAUUGUGCACAACAAUUACUCAAAAUAAUUCCCGGUUGUCGGAUCGAUAUUUAUGAAAAGUUGCCUGUUCCAUUUGGACUUGUGAGAUAUGGGGUAGCUCCAGAUCACCAAGAGGUUAAAAACGUUAUUAAUACAUUUUCCAAAACUGCGUCAAAUCCAAAUGUUCGGUUUAUUGGUAACGUUACACUUGGACAGCAUAUUAGUUUGAAUCAAUUGAAAUGUUCGUAUAAUGCUGUAGUUCUAGCUUACGGCGCUGAAGAAGACAGAAAAUUAAAUAUUCCUGGUGAACAUUUAUCUAAUGUCGUGUCAGCUACCAAAUUUAUUGGAUGGUAUAACGGAUUGCCAACCAAUAAGAGUUUUCACGUGAAUUUGGACAUAGAAGAUGCUAUCAUUAUUGGCCAAGGAAACGUUGCAUUGGACGUUGCUAGAAUACUGCUGACACCCAUUGAUAAUCUACGAAAAACCGAUAUUACAGAAUAUAGCUUGGAAGCCUUAUCGAAGAGUAAAGUAAAAAGAGUUACUAUUAUAGGACGUCGAGGCCCUUUGCAAGUAGCAUUCACAAUUAAAGAAUUUCGUGAAAUGUUAAAACUACCUCAAGUUAGCACUGAUUUCUUUGAGCACCAAAUGGACGGCAUUGAUAAAAUAAUAAACGACUUACCAAGGCCUCGUAAACGCCUUAUACAACUAAUGUAUGAUGCCUCACGAGAAGUUACGAGUAAGACGAAGAAAAAAAUAUUUAGUCUUUUGUUUCUUAGAACGCCACUCUCGAUAUUGGGCAUGGACAGUGUAGAAGGAGUUGAAUUAGCAGAAAAUAUUUUAGAAGGAGAAAAAGCCAAAAUAACAAAUGAAAAAAGUUUAUUAAAAUGUGACCUUCUCUUUCGAAGUAUUGGUUAUCGAAGUGUCCAAGUAGAUCCUGAUGUACCAUUCGAUACACAGUCAAGCACAGUUCCACAAAAUAUCGGUGUUUACAGUGUCGGUUGGCUAUCGUCUGGACCGGUCGGUGUGAUCAUAUCUACAAUGAGUCAUGCUUUUGAGGUUGCUGCUCUCAUUGGUAAACAUUUCGAUGAAGGUUUGUUGAACGAAAAAAAACCGGGAUAUGAUGAUAUUUCCAAAGUGCUCAAAGACAAAGGUGUAAUAACCGUCGGUUGGAAUGGCUGGGCUGAAAUUGACAAAACGGAAAUUGAGAGAGGCGUAAAAUUACAUAAACCAAGGGAAAAAAUUGUCGACAUUGAUGAAAUGAUACAAUUAGGUGGAAGGAUCUAAGGACAUAAAUUCUAAUUUAUUUUAUAAUUUUUGUUGAAAAUUUUACAAUUUAGCAUUAUGUUAUUUUAUAUUAGAAUAAAAAGAAAAACCUUUUUUCUAAUCCAUUUGCUAAUUGAAAACUGUAAUCAGUGUUUCAUCUAUUAUUUAUUAAAAAUUAAUUCUAAUUUUAGCUGAAAAUUAAACUGUAAUUAAAAUAUGUUUAGUUACCGACUUUUAAAUUGAUUAAUACCCAAGAUCAUAGUUA